Molecule: messenger RNA, 1020 nt
Organism: Penicillium pulvis
Lineage: Eukaryota; Fungi; Ascomycota; Eurotiomycetes; Eurotiales; Aspergillaceae
Exons: 2
Coding region: 1-1020 (339 amino acids)
Source: RefSeq, a predicted model, not a curated record
AUGCAGAAAUGGUUCAAAAAUCGAUGGAAGAGUGAUUGGGAAUCCAGGUCAAAGCAUGUGAUGGUCCCGUCUAUCACGGUAGAGGAGGCAUGUUUUGAUGAUAUGCCCCGGAUAUGGUCAUGUUUCUGCCGAGCUAGACUGACUUGCGCAGUAAUCAAGGUAUCGGAUUACAAAUAUGAUCUAACGGGUAUUCAUCUGAUGCAUCGCUCAGACAGCUCUCUUUACUUCCCAAAAGAUCCAGAUAUCGCGAGAAUUGGGGUUAAAGUCAAGCUCGGUGCUGACCACUCCCGAGAUAAAAAGACAAGCUUAGACAGUGAUAUCUUCACUGAAUUCUGGGCCGCGAGUAUGGGAAGACAGCCACCGCAUUACAAAGGAAACGUACAUGGGUUUAUUGUCCAUGCUCAUUGCUGGGCUCUUCUCAACCGAGUUCUAGGAGCAACGCCGAGACCGACUGAGAUCAGACUCAAGAAACUCAUUCUGUCUUCACGAAAGUAUUGGCGGAAUCAAAAAUUACAUGGAUUGGAAGAUUACAAUUUUCAUCAAAGCAUCGCUAAUCAGGCACGGGCGCCACAAUAUGAACACGGCUGUGAUAUUUAUCAAAAUCCACUUGUUAUACCGGCACUGCAAGAAGUAAUUACUCGCGAAAAGACCCGGGCAGCGAAGGAUCGAAUUCGUCCUGGCCUUAGCAAGUUUCCCAUGGAGAUCAACAUCUUGAUUUCUGAAUGGGUUUGCCCAGUUGACUGCACUUUAGAGGAUAUUACAGACAUGCGCAAUAUGCUUCUCGCAUUUCAGUGGAGAUUGCCUGACUGGUUCUGGCGAAGGCGGCUCAAUAUAAAUGAAAAUCUAAUUUUCGAGCUAGACAUUCUCAGAAAGUCCGGCUCUCCAGUGGACUGGCAGAUAUUGAAACUUGGUUUGAUGGGUCUUCAUUUAGAUCCAAAAUGGUAUUCUAGGAGUGGUCUUCCGAAUCGAGAACGUAUAAUCAGAAAUAUACUUGCUAUCAAGGACUUGGGCGUUAGCUAG